GAACUUGAGAGUGUGCGGGCACGACCUACUGUCGUGGUGCGGGAUGGUGCGGGGUCUGCUGACAAUUCGAAACAUGGCGCGUAUGCGUUUGGUGACGGGCAUGUCGCCCCGCUUUUCUAUUUUCGUAGUGUUGUGCGCCGCAGAAGCGGCAAGGUUGGACAUGACUCGAAUUUUGCUACCUUACCGCCACGAAGCUGCCAGCAACUGCACCCUGAGCCUUCUAGAAACGGACGAAAGUAAUUGCUACGAAUGGAAGUCGAGCCGGCCUGAUGUGGCUGCAGUGUCCACUGGAGGUCCCUGCUCCCAGCAGGCCAGCGUGUCUGCCGUGUGGGGCCAGGCCAGCCGCCAGGAAGCCACUGUGGUGGCACGUGAGCCACGCACGGGUGAGGCAUUGCACUGUGCUGUGGUUGUUGACCAAUUGGCUUCCCUCAAGCUGGUUGGUGCCACACAGAUUCUGCUGGAGGACUCGCCACAGCUGCUCCAGGUGACUGGACAGGAUCGACAAGGAAAUACCUUCUCCUCCCUGGAUGGCAUCUCUUUUGACUGGAGCCUGCAGCAGCAGGAGCCUGUGCUCAGGUUUGUGUGGGAAUGGCCACAUGGGCCAGCUGGUGUGAAACUGCGUGGCCAGCACGGAUGGGCGGUCCUUGUCCAGGGCCAAGCAGUGGGCACGGCACGGCUGUCUGUGCAGCCCGCCCAUGCAGCCUAUGCACAUGUAGUGCCCCAACAGCUGGAGCUGCGUGUGGUGGACAGUGUACGAAUCAAGCCAUCGGUCGUCUUCCUGCUCAUUGGCUGCCAGGCGUGCUUCAGUCUUGAGCAGGAACAUGGUGUGAGCACUGCAGUGGCAUCUGGGCAGAAAUAUUCCCUGCGCACGGAGGAUGACCGGGUGGCUCGUGUGGAAGGGACAUGUGCCUGGGCCCAAGGGCUUGGUCACACCCGGCUGCUGCUUGCCGAUGCCUCUUCGUCCAUCAAUCUGCGGACUGCUGAUGUGCACGUAGUCAGACCAAGCUACCUUCGUUUGUUUGUGUCCCCAGGGAAGUCCUGGGUGCUGGAGCGCCAGGGCAUAUACCAGGUCCUGGUGCUGCUUUUUGAUGAGCACCACCACCAGGUUCACGCUGGCAAGGGCCUGCAGGUUCAUGUCCACCUACCAGCCGAGUAUUUUGACGUGCUCAGCUCCACAGAGAAUGGCACCCUCCACCAGGUGCGCCCACUCCGGACGGGAAGGACAGUGAUUAGGGCAGAGCUGCAGGGGUGCCAGCGACUGGAUGGUGCACUGUUGCGUGCCACGUCAUCAGGAGAACAGGAGGUCUCCAUUGAGGAGCCGCUGUCAGUGCAGCCUGAAACAGUAUGGCUUCCUUGGGACCCAGAAAAAGAGCCAGUGUACACAUUGCGCGCCCAUGCUCAGGGGGGCAGUGGAGCCCCAGUGCAUUGGCAGCUAGAGGCAGCACCAGUGUGGGCGGAUGUCGAGGCCGCAGGCACUGUGGCCACGCUGGUGACAAGAGGUGGACCUGGCCAAGUUCGUCUGGUGGCACACGAUGGCCACUUUGCCCCAGCCAGUAUGCAGGUGUCACUUGCCCCCAUCGUAGAACUGGAGGCCCUGGGCUCACCAGUGCUCGAAGCCGAGUUGCCUGAUGGAGAGUUGCUGGUGGCUGUGGCCAUGUAUGGGCGUCAUCCCAACGACCAGCAGCUGAGGCCAUUUGAUGACUGCAGCCAGGUGUCGCUUGCCGUGGAACUUGUGGACAAGCGCAUCAUCAAGCACCUCCCAGGCUCAGGGGGGCCCCCCGUGAGAAGUGGCUGCACCAGCGUGCGGCUGCAGUGCCAGGCGGCUGGGCACACACGCCUGCACCUGAGCCAUGGGCUACUGCGAUCCACUGUGCUGCUCGGCUGCUACAAGCACUUGAGGGCGGUGCACCCAGCCAAUGCAGUGGCAGUCGCCUACGGGGCACUCAAGGAGGUGGCUUUCGAGGGGGGCCCCCGGCCGUGGCCUAUGCUUCCUGCAGGAUACCAAGUGCAGUUGUCUCCGAACAUGGCUGACAUCGUGAGCGUCAUGCGCAUUGUGGACCCCCAUCGCAGAAAUAGAGACCUGCACGUGUUCCAGGUGCUGUGCCAGGCAAUAGGGGAGUUGGUUCUCAAGCUGUCUGUGGGCAACAAUGUCUCAGCCAGUCUCCCGAGCCCAGCCUCCAGCACAGUCAGCAUCAGGUUUGCAUGUGUGACACCUUCAACAGUGGAACUUCGACUCAGCUCAUCUGCAUCUAAUAACCAGGUUGUGAGCAAUGGGGGUCCCAUUGAGCUGGAACUCGUCGUGCGAGAAGCCGGUGGCCGUCGACUGGCCAAUGUCAGCUCACUGGAUGUGUUGUGGGAGCUGUCGGACUACAGGCUAGCCCUACUAGACAGCCACAGAGACGUCACCAGCCAUGUGGAUGGCUCGGCUGGAUACCGCCGCACUUCUAAGGACUUCAAGGUGUUGCGGCCCCUCGGGAAGGUCGGCAUACUCACGGUGACAGCCAAGGUGCGUGGAUUCAGUGCCCAGGUGCUUCGCCAGGCAGCCCUGCCCAAACAACAGGUGCCACUGGUGAGUGGCUCACUGCAGCUGGAGCUGGUGGAUGGCCUGUCAGCAACGGAGAGUGCCCAUCAGGAGCUGUAGUUGACCAGCCAUGUCACCCCCUAACUGGUGGUGGUCCUUUACUAAUGGGGUUUGAUAGAUGGCAAUAAAGCCAACCUGGCAUGGCUACCACCCGCCUCUAUUUACAGAGCAAGUGUCAGCUGAACUGUCGGCAACAGUAAGGACACUCCCAUAUUUAUGUCAAAUGGCAGAAUAAUAAAUAUUAUAGCAAAGGAUAAUAAAUAUUAUAGCAAAAGAACAAAAAAGACAACGACAGCUGUAUAGACUUGUUAAAUGCACAAGCGAUUGUAAUGUAGCAGACAGGUUACGUUUGUGAAAAACUGCUUAACAGAACUGGCUGUACACAGAAAUGUUGAAGAGAUAGUGUAGUAUGAGUACUUGGCUCUGUCUAAAUUUUAAAAAAAUAGUAAUAAUUUUGUUUCAAGGGUGACUUCAGCACCUUUUGUGGUACUAUGUGUUGUUAUGAUCAACCAGCAGGAAUAGUGACACCGCAAAAAAUCACUUCGUGAAGCUGGCAGUGCGUCCCCCUCGGACAGCCCUGUGGUGCCAGCAAGGUGAGACACCUUUGGCGGAUCUAGUGUGGUUUGUUGGUUCACUGUCGCCAUCACAGACCAAUGGGAGCAAGAAACUCCUGGAAAAGGGUGUUCUGCAAUGUUUUCUCCCAGACUCCAGUAACAACCGCCACGAUCGUUUGUCAUAUGUCCCAGCUAACUGCUGGUUCAUUCCAGGAACCAAGACAUGCCAGCCUGAGUCAAGCGUGACAAUACCUGUCUAUGAAGCUCCCCUCCUUUCUGUCUGUUCAGUGAACAAAAGUGCAAGAGUGAUUGUGUGAACCCUUGCCCUCAACGCGGGUCCUUCGACGAUUUUGGAUGCCCUGAUUGGAUGAAGGUGUGA
This is a messenger RNA of Dermacentor albipictus, 3514 nucleotides long. RefSeq names its product nuclear pore membrane glycoprotein 210-like. Gene Ontology annotation, cellular component: nuclear pore. NCBI's taxonomy places the organism in Eukaryota, Metazoa, Arthropoda, Arachnida, Ixodida, Ixodidae. The record is from RefSeq and is a predicted model, not a curated record.